Messenger RNA from Silurus meridionalis, 1707 nucleotides. It is a transcript of the gene ghsra, whose product is annotated as growth hormone secretagogue receptor a. The record is from RefSeq and is a predicted model, not a curated record. Bases 479 to 1531 code for a protein of 350 amino acids. Lineage: Eukaryota; Metazoa; Chordata; Actinopteri; Siluriformes; Siluridae. Gene Ontology annotation, biological process: G protein-coupled receptor signaling pathway; hormone-mediated signaling pathway. Gene Ontology annotation, molecular function: growth hormone secretagogue receptor activity. Gene Ontology annotation, cellular component: plasma membrane. The transcript is spliced from 2 exons.
UUCAGAGUAAUGAAGCUCUGCAGGCAGACUGCUGGUCUCGGGAUCGCGCAUCACUGUAGCGGGAUCGCGCCCGCGCGCUGAAUUCCUUGUGCGUGUCUCGCGGCGCUCCACUCUCUCACUCCACUCUUUCCCACGCUUGAUCCGGACAGGAAUCUCGGAGCUUCACAACACACACACGCGCGCGCGCACGCGAGGGAUAGGAGGAGAGCUGGAGCAUCUCUGGAGCUUUUAUCACUAUUCUUCUGCCUGACCUAAGACAUGUAAGUCCACUUUGUCCUUUGAGAUGGUGGGUUUGUUCUUGUUUUGUAAAAGCAAUGAAAAAAAGUCGUGAUGUCUGACAGGAUUCUGACCUUCCUGUAUUUUUCUGGAACUUUGUAACGUAAAUGUGGUUUGAUUUUGUCAAGGUUGGAUUGCUUGAGUGGCAGAAAUGUUGUAGGAGGAGAUAAAUUAUUACAAAGUUAUUCAGUGACUUCUGAUCAUGGAUGUGAUGUGGAGGAAUGUGUCCAACUGUUCAUCCAACUGCAUUUGGGAUGCCAAUGCUAAUUACACUCACGUGUAUACCUCGCCGCCACCCGUGGCCAUCUUCCCUGUCCCUGUCCUGAUCGGCGUAACGAUCACGUGUGUGCUCUUCUUUCUUGUGGGGGUGGUGGGAAAUUUGACCACCAUCAUGGUGGUGCUGAAGUACAAGGAGAUGCGUAGUACCACCAACCUGUACCUGUCCAGCAUGGCGUUCUCGGACCUGCUGAUCUUCCUGUGCCUGCCGUUGGACCUGUACAGGAUGUGGCGUUACCGCCCAUGGACGUUGGGGAACGUGCUGUGCAAACUUUUCCAGUUCGUCAGCGAGUGUUGCACCUACUCCACCAUAUUGAACAUGACGGCACUAAGCGUGGAGCGAUACUUCGCCAUCUGCUUUCCGCUCAGGGCUAAAGUCGCCGUGACGAAGCGACGUGUACGAGGCCUGAUCCUCGCGCUCUGGACCGUGGCAUUGUGCAGCGCCGGACCCGUGUUCAUCCUGGUGGGCGUCGAGCAUGAAAACGGCACAGACUGGCGCGAGACCAGCGAGUGCAAGGCCACGGAGUACGGAGCUCGGACAGGCCUCCUGAGUGCCAUGGUGUGGGUCUCCAGCGGGUUCUUCCUGCUGCCUGUCUUCUGUCUGACUGUUCUCUACGGACUUAUCGGACGCAAACUCUGGAGGAGGAAGAGGAGGAGGAGGGACAGGAUGAAGAGCAGGGACAGCAGCAACAGGCAGACCAUCAAGAUGCUUGCCGUGAUGGUGUUCGCAUUUGUCCUCUGCUGGCUCCCGUUCCACGUGGGUCGUUACUUGUUCUCGACGUCGCCCGAGGCCUUCGUGUCUCCGUUAUGGUCUCUGAUCUCUCAGUACUGCAGCCUUGUUUCCUUCGUCCUCUUCUACCUCAGCGCCGCUAUUAACCCCAUCCUCUACAAUGCCAUGUCGAAGAAGUACAGGAACGCCACGCUGCGUCUCUUCAGCCACAGCUCACCAAGCUUCACCGAGUCCAGCGUCAGCUGCUGACACCAAAUGCAUGUGUGAAGUCCCAUGAAAUGAACAGUUUCAGAUCCUCUGAGCAGGAUGAAGCUCUUAGUGAAGAUGAAAGAAAUGUUUCACACAAACCCUAGAUCCUUUAAUAUAUCACAAUACAUAUCAACUGUGUGUACGGGUGUGUGUUUGUGUGCGUGUGUGUUUGUAUG